CAUCUAAAUAUUGAACAAAUCUGUCCACCAUAAAUUAAAUCAGUUGUGCACUUAAUUGGGAUCAAAUUUCAUAAUGCUCGAGUGUAGUUUUCUCCCACACAGUUCGACAGACACGCUGUCACCGGGAAAAAUGGAGAAUAAUCUAGUUGCGAUUCCUACUGCAAUCAAGCAUACACAGUCAAGGCUGGACUGGAUUAGUGUGUCAACAAACACCAUGGUCUAUUUCAGCCCUCACAUGCCUUUGUUGAUUACAUUUAUCUGUUCUUGUUCAAAAUAUACAUGAAGAAAUAUCCUUAAAUUUUCAACAGCUUAGGUUUCUUAGAGACUGAGAUUUUGCUUGCAAGGCCUUUUGCAUGUUUAUUUGAAGAGGGAGGCAUCCACAAAUCAUUUCCAUCACUGUAUAAAAAUAAAAAUGAUAGGAUUGAAAAGAAACAAAUGUAUGUCAGAAAUUGCAAAUAAGGCAUGGACAGGGAAAACAGAUCACAUUUUUCAAAAGCAGGCUACAUUGCAAACUUGGAAGAAGUGCCCUUUUCAAUUCAAUUAUUAACUAACGUACAUUUGUCUUUUAAGUUUGAGCUUAAUCCACUCGAGAUUCAUAAAACAGCAAAAUGACCUGGGACUCACUUAAAAGUUUAAAACUGUGCAAAAUGCACUAAAUGAAAUUAUAUAAAUACAAACACUACAAAUAACAUUCUACAUAAAACCAAACACUAUACAAGUGAAAGUAGAACUUAAUCUGACUGAAAAGAAUCUCAUAGUUUUGUUGCUACACCAUAACUUGUUCCAGCCAACCAGUUGAAAGAGCACGUCAUGAGCCAGUACAAAUUAAUGCACUGCAGUCUGCUUUACAGAACAGUCAACACAUCCCCUAUCACCAAUUCUUUCUGACAAAUUCAUGUUUCCUGCGCUGAAAUGUUAAGCAUUCAGUUCUUGCAGCAAUGACCUCAACUGCUUCAGAACUGCUUCAUUUCACACUACUCCAGGGCAAGAUAAAUGGACAUGGACAGGAAAGCAAAAAGCUCAAGUACUGCAUGGUGUGAGACACAAGACUAAAAUUCUAACAUGAACAAAAUUAAGUAUUUUUUGAUUUCACUUCCUGCUUUCAUGCUGAUGUACAUCAUAAUUUCUUAUAGUGGGAAACAUAUUGAACAACCUGAACAGCAGAACUGCACCAAGUAUUGUCCCGAAAUUUUACAAGGCAAAGAAACAGCAUUACAGGCUGGAGAACAGUGUGAAAAAGAGAAACCAAAAUUAUUUGACAUUCAAAUUCCAAAUCCAAUCAAUUGUUCCAAAAUCAAACUAGAACUUAACUUCAUAACAAGUUCUCUGUCAGAAGAAGAAGCUAACUAUCCUCUAGCUUAUAUUAUUACUAUCCACAAAGAAUUUGAAAUGUUUGUAAAACUACUGCGAGCAAUUUAUAGGCCAGAGAAUGUGUACUGCAUCCAUAUUGAUCAAAAGUCAUCAAAAGAUUACCAAAGAAAAGUAAAGAGCCUGUCUGACUGCUUUAAUAACAUCUUUCUGGCUUCAAAAAUGGAAUAUAUUGUUUAUGGUGGAUUCUCACGCCUACAGGCUGAUAUAAAUUGCAUGAAAGAUCUUGUAAACAAAACAGUUGCAUGGAAGGCAGUUAUCAAUCUCUGUGGACAAGACUUUCCAAUAAAAACUAAUAAGGAAAUUAUCUCGUAUAUAAAACACAAAUGGAGGGGCAAGAACAUUACACCUGGAAUACAACAACCAUGGUAUAUGAAAUACAGGACAGAGUACAGUUACAAAGAGAAGAUAAAAGACGGUGAAGCCAAAAUUUACCAGCUCAAGCAGACAAAAGAUGCACCACCAAUGGGUCUCACCAUUUAUUUCGGAACUGCAUACUACGUACUUACGAGACAAUUUGUGAAAUUUGUAUUGGAAGAUAAGCGAGCAAUCACACUCCUUGAGUGGUCUCGUGAUACAUACAGCCCUGAUGAACAUUACUGGGUGACACUGAAUCGCUUAAAGGAUGCACCUAAUACGAUCCCAAAUGUUACAUGGGAUGGUGACAUUCGAGCAGUUGUAUGGGCACCUCCUGCUGGACCCACAUUUGAUGGUUGCAAUGGACAUUACGCUAAUAACAUUUGUGUGUAUGGCCUAAGAGAUCUAAAAUGGAUCAUUCAACAGCCAGACAUGUUUGCCAACAAGUUUGAACAGACGACAAACCCUCUAACUGUGGCGUGCAUAGAGCAAUGGCACAGGGAACGUGUACUCAGUCAAACAUCAGAAAUCAUACAGUCACACUGGCACCUGAAGAAUUAA
Messenger RNA from Mobula hypostoma (lesser devil ray), 2286 nucleotides. RefSeq names its product glucosaminyl (N-acetyl) transferase family member 7 (gene gcnt7). Lineage: Eukaryota; Metazoa; Chordata; Chondrichthyes; Myliobatiformes; Myliobatidae. Gene Ontology annotation, molecular function: acetylglucosaminyltransferase activity. Gene Ontology annotation, cellular component: membrane. The record is from RefSeq and is a predicted model, not a curated record. The transcript has 4 exons. The coding region runs from base 1063 to 2286 and encodes 407 amino acids.